Messenger RNA from Hydractinia symbiolongicarpus, 1647 nucleotides. RefSeq names its product synaptogyrin-2-like. The transcript is spliced from 3 exons. The coding region runs from base 76 to 786 and encodes 236 amino acids. The record is from RefSeq and is a predicted model, not a curated record. NCBI's taxonomy places the organism in Eukaryota, Metazoa, Cnidaria, Hydrozoa, Anthoathecata, Hydractiniidae. Gene Ontology annotation, cellular component: neuromuscular junction; synaptic vesicle membrane.
AGAGAAAACACAUUUCGUACGUCAGACUUUAAUCAAUGACCUGACGUGGGCCAAUCCCGCAGAUGAAAAGCCAAAAUGGAGGGUCAUGGGACAAGCUACGGUGGUUCCUACUCUGGUGGAGAUUUUGAUUUAGUUGAAUUUGUUAAACGACCACGGACUAUUUGUCGUUUUCUUAGUAUUAUAUUUACAAUCGUUGUGUUUGGUUGCAUAUCAGCUGCAUGUUACGAUGACAAUGGUCAUUGCAUCUUCAACAGAAAUGUAGAUGCUUGCCAGUUUGGAACAGCCAUUGGUGUUUUGGCGUUUCUGGCGUGUUUGUUGUUUCUUGCUGUAGAUGCACAGUUUAAUGGUAUCAGCAGUGCAGAAAUGAGAAAGCACCUGGUCAUUGCAGAUUUAGGGAUUUCUGGCUUCUGGGCGUUUCUGUGGUUUGUGUGCUUCUGUUUCUUAGCAAAUCAAUGGCAAAAGUCUGAUAUCAAAUCUCAAAAUCAAACUAAUCAUGCGAGGGCAGCCAUUGCAUUCUCAUUUUUUUCAAUUUUUACCUGGGUGGCUUUAGCUGCAAUGGCAUACCAACGAUACAAACAAGGUGAUAGCUUCAGUAACGUGGACCAGCAAGACUUUCCACACGGUAACCGAGAGUAUGGAAAAUCGCCGUAUGCGUCUUUCCCGCACCCUGGAGAAGAUGAGCCUGCUUCGUAUCAACAGCAGCCAUUCGGUGUGCCGCAACAACCAUUUGGUGUUCCGCCGCCGCAACAACCUGUAAAAACAGAGUAUAAUGUACCUGAAUACUAGAAAAACUAAUUUACGAUAUGUUCUAAGACGUCUCACAAUUUUGCAUAAGUAAUGGAGGAUGACGAAAGAAGUUUUUGUAUUAGACAAUUUCUUUUAUAGAACAUAUAUGUACAUUAGAUGCGACAGCAGUUCCCUGCUCAUCUAAGAUUCAAAAGCAUGUUAAAAACUUUUUUGCGUUCUGCAAUUUUGCUUUCAUUUAAAUAUAACGUUUUCUCAAGGUGACCACACCUAAAAUUAAAAUAACCAAAAAAUUAAAAACUCUUUAAAGUUCGAACCUACAAAAAGAAAGACCAGGUUUUAUGUUUUAGUAGCUUUUCGUUUCCUCUUAACUAUUUGUCAAAACCGCCUGAAAUAUGGAAUGUUUUUUAUGCUUUCUCCUAAAUUUUUAUCCCUAAGUCACCUAAAAUAUCUUUUAAAAUUGCAUGACGUAGACGUCCCAUUUCUAGCACUUUAAAAAAGAAAUGUAGAAGUUUUAUCGCGGAAUAAAUUUUCGCGAAUUGCGCUCAAACUUUACGAAAAAUUUUUCCACAAAUUGUGGGCAUAUUUGCGACUAUUUCUUUUCAUGAAAUUAUAUUUCACUAAAAUCUUUUUAUGCACAAAUUUGAGGUAACCUUUUUGUUUAGAUAUUUUAAUUUUGUAUGCGCACAUUUGUUCUUAUAAGCCUGUGAGCCAACACAUCAGAGGUAAUGAAUAAUUAGCUAGUAGAAGAAAAUAGGUGGCUUUGUUAACAGCUUGAAUUUUGUUGUUAAUGUAAUUUAAAAGAAUGUAAUUUUUAAUGAAAUCUUUGUACGUUGCCUGCAAACUUAUCUUUUGUGUUACAACUAUUUUUACGUAUGUUUAAAGACGCGAUUUUGUGAUCCA